GCCUCGUCCUGUGCGUAGUGGAGGUGGAGGUCUGAGCUCUGCGGAUCGCCCGGGCUUUGGGGUCUGAUCUGCGCUUCUGUCCUCGCUCCGUGUCGUUCCCUUUUUCUUUUUUUUUUCUCGUUCUCCGGAGCCUUUCUGGGCCCCUCCUCCUCCAGCCCCGCUCCUGGGCCGGGUCCGCGGGGCCUGGUCCCGGUUCGGCUCCGGGUUUAGCCGCUGUUAGCCCGUUUAGAUUUUAAUUCCAAGUGAGAUCGAAACCGCAAAAGGAGGAGGACCAAACCAUUUAGUCCGGGUGCGAGAUUCUGCGGAACACCGGUGCCCAAAACCUGCCCAAAACAUCCCACAGCGCGCGUUUUCUCCUGAGAUGAAGACCUCGUCCGAGAGAGCGAGGAGACCGCCCAUGCUGAGUCCGUCUAGACCCCAGCCCAGACCAAGCCCCAAGUCCAGACUCCAGGACCGGACCGACAAAACCAGCCAGACCAGGACCAGGACCAAGACCAGGACCAGGACCAGAGCCAAGAGCCGGAUCACCAUGAGCAAGAGUCCGCCGGCCGAUACCAUCAACCUGGACUCCAGCAACGAGGAUGGACCGGCAGAACCCGUCUUCCCCCCGGUUCUCAGUCCCGGUCUCAGUCCAGGUCUCAGUCCCAGUCUUAGUCCAGGUCUCAGUCCAGGCGUGAGUCCGGAUCCCGGUCCAGAUGUGGUGGAUUUGACCUCCCCGACCUCUGACCCCGCCGCUGUGGUGGACCUCACCAACGACACGGUGCUGGUCCUCGAUGAAGAUCAGACUCAGAGUUACGUGCUGAGCAGUGACGAAGAGGAACCGACCGUGACGGGAACAACGACCACGUCCGCCGCGGCUGCUCCGAGGAGGGAGGGGUCGGCUGGAGUCCACAUCAGCUGCCCCGUCUGCAUGGACUCUUAUUUUGAGAUCGUGGACAGCGGGCGUCUCCUGGUCUCGACUCGGUGCGGACACGUCUUCUGCAGUAUUUGUUUACGAGACUCUCUGACCCAGAGCCACAGCUGCCCCAUCUGCAGGAAGAAGCUCCCCAAAGGACACUACCACCCCAUCCACCUAUAACCGCCAACGAAAACACGACGAAACCCGCGCACCCGCCGUUCUGUCGUUCUCGAUCUCUCCCGCAGGGGGCGCCGCGCUGAGAAAAAAAAAAAAAAAAAACGCAUCAGAAGCCUUAAAACUCGAACGGUUCUGAAUGUGCAUGUAUUUAUGAAAACUCAUGUGAAAAUAAAUGACGACGCUUAAUUUUUUGUUUUUUUUUCUCUCUCAUCUUAAAAAGUAUUUAUUAAUUUAAACUUAAAAAAUGUAAAUGGUUUAUUGCACCACUUCGGUCUGACUCUGUGAUCUCCUUUAACAAAGAUAAAGCUUUUUUCCUUCUUUUUUUUGUAAAUGGCAACUUCACUGAAAAGAUUUGGUUUGUGUUAAAUCGGCGUGCCAUAUUUAUAAUCGCUCUAGUCACGUAAAAGUGGGUUUCAUUCCAUUCCUGAUUGUCGGAGAAAUGUUUUUGUAUUUGUUUUGUUUAGUUUUGUUUAAUAAAACACCAAAAUGAGAAGCCGCUAAAA
Molecule: messenger RNA, 1578 nt
Organism: Boleophthalmus pectinirostris (great blue-spotted mudskipper)
Lineage: Eukaryota; Metazoa; Chordata; Actinopteri; Gobiiformes; Gobiidae
Gene: rnf4
Product: ring finger protein 4
Exons: 8
Coding region: 362-1078 (238 amino acids)
Biological process (GO): positive regulation of transcription by RNA polymerase II
Molecular function (GO): transcription factor binding
Source: RefSeq, a predicted model, not a curated record